GAUGACUGCCAAGCAGAACCUUGUCAAAACAAUGGAACCUGUACAGACCUGGUCAACGACUACCAAUGUGUUUGUAUUGCAGGAUUCAAUGGGACAAAUUGUGAAAACAAUAUUGACGAGUGUUCCCAAGGUCCCUGUCAAAACAACGGAUCUUGUACAGACCUGGUCAACGACUACUAUUGCGAUUGUGUUCCUGGAUUCAACGGAACAAAUUGUGAAAACAUGAUCAAUGAGUGCUUGCCAGGUAUUUGUCUAAACAACGGAACUUGUACAGACCUUGUGAAUGACUACCAGUGCGACUGCGUUUCUGGAUUUAAUGGAACAAAUUGUGAAAAUAAUAUUGAUGACUGCUCACCGGAUCCCUGUCAAAACAACGGAACCUGUACAGACCUGGUCAACGACUACCACUGCGAUUGUGUUCCUGGAUUUAAUGGGACAAACUGUGAAACUUGA
Molecule: messenger RNA, 453 nt
Organism: Magallana angulata
Lineage: Eukaryota; Metazoa; Mollusca; Bivalvia; Ostreida; Ostreidae
Product: fibropellin-3-like
Exons: 5
Coding region: 223-453 (76 amino acids)
Molecular function (GO): calcium ion binding
Source: RefSeq, a predicted model, not a curated record